Messenger RNA from Pollicipes pollicipes, 2311 nucleotides. Its product is annotated as beta-glucuronidase. Gene Ontology annotation, molecular function: beta-glucuronidase activity; carbohydrate binding. Bases 31 to 2025 code for a protein of 664 amino acids. The transcript has a single exon. The record is from RefSeq and is a predicted model, not a curated record. Gene Ontology annotation, biological process: carbohydrate metabolic process. NCBI's taxonomy places the organism in Eukaryota, Metazoa, Arthropoda, Thecostraca, Pollicipedomorpha, Pollicipedidae.
GGCUGCCUGUCACGCCCGCCGUUCUCCCCGAUGAAGUGGAGCCUGCUGUUGGCGGUGCUGGUGACGGCCUCGGCCGACCGGCCGAAGCGGGCCCGGCUCGCCGACGACGGCGUGUUCGCGUCGCUGCAGCCGCAGGACAGCGAGUACCGCGAGCUCCGCUCCCUGGACGGCGUCUGGCAGUUUCGGCUGGCGCCACGCGCCGACCCGGAGCGCGGCUUCCGCGAGCGCUGGUUCGCGGCGCCGCUGGCCGCCUCCGGCGCCGUGUUGCCGAUGCCCGUGCCGUCCAGCUACAACGACAUCACCGAGCACGCGAGCGUGCGCGACCACCUAGGCUGGGCGUGGUACUCGACCGAGGCGUGGGUGCCACGCUCGUGGGCCGGCCAGCGCGCCGUGCUGCGUGUCGGCAGCGCGCACUACACGGCCAGCGUGUACGUGAACGGAGCGCUGGUGGUCACGCACAGCGGCGGCCACCUGCCGUUCGCCGCCGACGUCACGGACCGCCUCCAGCCCGGCCAGGCCAACCUCGUCACCGUCGCCGUCAACAACACACUGACGGACGUCACCGUGCCGCAGGGUCGCACCGUGUACAAGGACAACAACACCAACUAUGUGUACCCAGCCGGCUAUGCCACGCUCGAGUACAACUUCGACUUCUUCAACUACGCCGGCAUCCACCGGCCGGUGGUGCUGUACACGACGCCGCCGACGUUCAUCGACGACGUGGUCGUGACGACGACGCUGGAGAACGACGGCAGCGCCACGGUCAAGUACCACGUCAGCACCAGCUCGCGGCUGUCCGACGACAGCGCCACCAUUGAGGUCAGCCUGGCGACGCCCGACGGUAGCGUGAUGGCCGAGGCCGCCGGCUCCACCGGCUCCAUCAGCGUGACGGCGCCGCAGCUGUGGUGGCCGUACCUGAUGGACGCCCAGCCCGGCCGCCAGUACACGCUGGAGGUGCGCAUGGCGGCGGCGUCCGGCGCGCGCGACGUCUAUCGCCAGAAGUUCGGCAUCCGCCAGUUCAGCUGGAACGCCACGACGCUGGCCGUCAACGGCCGGCCCGUCUACAUCCGCGGCUUCGGCAUGCACGAGGACAGCGACCUACGCGGCAAGGGCCUCGACCUGCCGCUCAUCGUCAAGGAUUUCAACCUGAUCGAGUGGGUGGGCGCCAACUGCUUCCGCACGUCGCACUACCCGUACGCGGAGGAGAUCAUGGACGCGGCGGACGCGCGCGGCAUCCUGGUCAUCGACGAGACGCCGGCCGUGUCGCUCGACUACUCUGCCACCGCGGGCGACGACCGCCUGCUGAACGAGCACCUCGCCGCGCUCGACGGCAUGAUUCGGCGCGACAAGAACCGGCCGUCCGUCUUCAUCUGGUCGCUGAGCAACGAGGCCAAGACCAGCCAGCCCGAGGCCGUGCCUUACUACACGCGCCUCGUGAACUACGCGCGCACCCUGGACGGCACCCGGCCGAUCACGGCCGUGCUCAACACGUACCCGGACGCGGAGCUGAUUGCGCCACUAAUUGACGUGGUCUGCGCCAACCGCUACUUCGGCUGGUACUCGGACACGGGCCACACGGAGGUCAUCGAGCUGCAGUCGGAGCACUUCUUCACGCUCUGGCACGAAACGUUCCACAAGCCGGUGAUCAACUCCGAGUACGGCGCCGACACGGUGGCCGGCCUGCACGAAGAGCCCACUUUCGUCUUCUCCGAGGAGUACCAGACGCAGCUGAUGGCGCGCAACUUCCACGCGUUCGAGGCGAUGCGCGCGCGGGGCUGGUUCGCCGGCGAGAUGAUCUGGAACUUCGCCGACUUCAUGACCAAGCAGGACACGACGCGCGUGGUUGGCAACCGCAAGGGCAUCUUCACGCGGCAGCGGCAGCCCAAGAUGGCGGCGCACCUGCUGCGCUCGCGCUACUGGGGCCUGGCGCGGCUGACCGACUGGCCCGACCUGCCGCUGCCCGCCGACCUCAUGUUCUCUGAGAGCUACACGGCGCUGGACGACGACCAGUGCCCGGCGCCCUAGUAGGCUGGCGACGAGGGGGCGCGCACGGGCGCAUGGGUAGUGGUGCUGCUACCUGGUUGGAGCCCCACUGUCUCCUGGCUUUGUUGAUUCCAAUCAUCUAGCCACCUUCAAGUGUAUGAUAUUGCUGACAAUGACAGACCUGUAAUGCUCUAUAACCAUCUGAUUACCUGAAGCAUCCAGUGUGUAAGACAAGUGUAGUAAGGCAUCAGUUGAAGGGGUGCUUAUCAUGUGUUUGUGUGCAUGUAUGUGCAUCAUUUUGCCAAUACACAAUGGAAUGAAGCUUUCA